CACAAUAAAGAAGAAGAGCGAGCGAGAAUGACUUGUUGUUGUUGUUGGCGCAUUGCAAUUUCUACUUGAUAUUUGAUUUACAGUCCGACCACAUCCAUGAUAGUCACCAGUUAUACCACAAACAAAACAACAAUAAAACAAAACGUUAAAACGUUCAAUCUCCAUUAACAAAGAAAGAAGUGCGAUAAGACCUGAGUGGGGAGUAGGAGGAGGAGUAUUAGCAGCAAGUACAUAUAAAUUAAAUCACUCAUUUAAUACCGAACAUUCGGGUAAGUUAUUAAUACACGUAUCAACACCACCACCCAUCCCACACAGUGCGAAUAAUUAUGAAAGACACCACGGAGAUUUUGAAGAAGCUACGACAUCUUAUGCAGACACAUUGUCAGCAGUCGGUGUUGGCGGCCUAUAUUGUUCCAUCGGACGAUGAACACCAGAGCGAAUAUAUAUCGAAACAUGACGAGCGUAGGGCAUACGUCACAGGGUUCGAUGGAAGUGCCGGCACAGCGCUUAUAACUGAGGAUAAGGCUUUGCUGUGGACAGAUGGUCGCUACUAUCAGCAGGCACUGCAGCAGUUGGACUCGAACUGGGAAUUGAUGAAGGAUGGUCUGCCAACCACCCCCAGCUUGGCCAAAUGGUUGGCUACUAAUCUACCCAAAGGCAGCAAGGUGGGCGUUGACCCCAAAUUGUUUUCGUAUCGCCUCUGGAAACCCAUUGAGAAGGAAUUGGUGGGAGCCGAUUGCAGUCUUGUGCCAGUCGAGGAUAACUUAGUGGAUAUUGUUUGGGGCGAAGAACAGCCCAAACAGACCUCAAAUCAAAUGAUUACUUUGGACAAUACAUUUGCUGGCAGCACAGUUUCCGACAAGUGGGCAAAUGUCAAGCAGCAGAUGACCGAAAAGAAGGUUCAAGCCUUGGUGGUUAGUGCUUUAGAUGAGAUUGCUUGGUUCCUGAAUUUGAGAGGCUCCGACAUUGAUUAUAACCCGGUAUUUUUCUCAUAUUUGAUUAUCACUCACAAGGAAUUGAUGUUCUUUCUCGAUGCCAGCAAACUACCUAAAGACUUCAAUCAACACCAAACCAGCAAUGGGGUGUUGAUAAGCCUGCACAAGUACACAUCGGUGGGCGAAGAACUAAGUCGCUUAGCUGAAAAUAGCGAUGAGGGUAAAAUUUGGAUUUCUCCUGCCUCCAGUUACUAUCUUAAUGCCCUAAUUCCCAAGAAAAAGCGCCAUCAGGAAAUCACUCCCAUUGCUGUAGCCAAAGCCAUCAAGAAUAACAUUGAGAUUGAGGGAUUUGUCAAUUGCCACAUACGCGAUGGUGUGGCUUUGUGCCAGUAUUUUGCUUGGCUGGAACAAAUGGUUGCCAACAAACAGCAUGUUGAUGAAAUAUCGGGUGCUGAUAAGUUGGAGGAGUUCCGUUCGAAAAAAGAGCAUUUCAUGGGAUUAAGUUUCCCUACCAUCAGCUCGUCGGGUCCAAAUGCCUCAGUUAUACAUUAUCAUCCCGCCGAGGCGACCAAUCGCCCUAUAAAUGAUAAAGAAAUUUAUCUUUGUGACUCGGGGGCUCAAUAUAAGGAUGGUACAACCGAUGUAACACGCACCCUGCACUUUGGAGAACCCACCGAUUUCCAAAUGGAAACAUAUACUCGCGUUCUAAAAGGACAAUUGGGCUUGGGAGCCACAAUUUUCCCCAACAAGGUGAAGGGGCAAGUGCUCGAUACCCUGGCCAGAAAAGCUUUGUGGGAUGUUGGUUUAGAUUAUGGUCAUGGCACUGGCCAUGGCGUGGGACAUUUCCUAAAUGUUCAUGAAGGUCCUAUGGGAGUGGGCACACGCCUAAUGCCCGAUGAUCCUGGCCUACAAGAGAACAUGUUCAUAUCCAAUGAACCUGGCUUUUAUCACGAUGGCGAAUUUGGCAUAAGAAUUGAAGAUAUUGUACAAAUAGUUCCAGCCACCAAUGCCAAGCAUGAUUUCAACGGCCGUGGUGCUCUCACCUUCCGCACUGUCACAUUAUGCCCCAAGCAAACGAAACUGAUCAAAAAGGAAUUGCUUUUGGCCGAAGAGAUAAAACUAUUGAACGACUAUCAUCGUCUGGUGUGGGAGACAUUGGCGCCACUGCUAAGGGCAGAAGGUGAUACACGUACUCUGUUGUGGCUUGAAAGGGAAACACAAGCUAUUUAAGAUACUUUCAGAUGUUUCAUUGAUGACAGAUGGAUGAUAUUGCAUUGUUUUGUUUUUGUAUAAAAAAAAAUGUUUUGAUAGAAACACAAAUAUAAAGUCGAGAUACAUAUAAAUAAAUAACCGCUUUAACUAAUAA
Molecule: messenger RNA, 2301 nt
Organism: Stomoxys calcitrans (stable fly)
Lineage: Eukaryota; Metazoa; Arthropoda; Insecta; Diptera; Muscidae
Gene: ApepP
Product: xaa-Pro aminopeptidase ApepP
Exons: 2
Coding region: 327-2165 (612 amino acids)
Molecular function (GO): metalloaminopeptidase activity
Source: RefSeq, a predicted model, not a curated record